AUAUAAAAAGAUGCCAAAACUAAAUGCUAGUUAUCAAUCUCCAUUUGGAAGUCAUUGGAUUUUGAACGUAGAAAUUCAAUUGAUACAGCAACUAACAUGAAGGUUUUCGUUUGUCUUAUGGCCAUUUGUGCCGUCGCUAAUGCCGGCUUCCUGUUCGGAGGCGGUGCUGGAGGAGUUGGAGGCGGCUAUGGCGGUGGUUAUGGUGGUGGCGUUGGAGGCGGCUAUGGUGGUGGUUAUGCCAGCGGCCACGGUUAUGGCGGUGGCCAUGGAGGCGGUCAUGCCGGCGGUGUCUCUGUCAUCAAAGUAAUUUCUGAAGGUGGUGUUGGCGGCGGUUAUGGCGGUGGUGUUGGUGGCGGCUAUGGCGGCGGUAUUGGUGGCGGCUAUGGCGGUGGUAUUGGCGGCGGCUAUGGCGGUGGUAUCGGCGGCGGUUAUGGCGGUGGUAUCGGUGGCGGUGAAGUCAAAGUUAUCAAAGUCAUUUCUCAAGGUCACGCUGGUGGUCAUGGAGGCAGUUUCGGUGGCGGUUAUGGCGGCGGCUUCGGUGGCGGUUAUGGCGGCGGCUAUGGUGGCGGUCACGGAGGACACGGUGGUGUCGGUCACGUCAAGGUCAUUAAGGUUAUCUCUGAAGGUGGCUCCUACGGUGGUGGCUUCGGUGGCGGCUAUGGCGGCGGUUAUGGUGGCGGCUAUGGUGGUGGUCAUGGCGGUUGGGCCGAUUAA
Musca vetustissima is the source of this 714-nucleotide messenger RNA. RefSeq lists its product as uncharacterized. Lineage: Eukaryota; Metazoa; Arthropoda; Insecta; Diptera; Muscidae. The transcript is spliced from 2 exons. The coding region runs from base 97 to 714 and encodes 205 amino acids. The record is from RefSeq and is a predicted model, not a curated record.